Pelodiscus sinensis (Chinese soft-shelled turtle) is the source of this 1626-nucleotide messenger RNA. RefSeq names its product homeobox D9 (gene HOXD9). The record is from RefSeq and is a predicted model, not a curated record. Gene Ontology annotation, molecular function: RNA polymerase II cis-regulatory region sequence-specific DNA binding; DNA-binding transcription factor activity, RNA polymerase II-specific. Lineage: Eukaryota; Metazoa; Chordata; Testudines; Trionychidae. Gene Ontology annotation, biological process: DNA-templated transcription; embryonic skeletal system morphogenesis; proximal/distal pattern formation. Gene Ontology annotation, cellular component: nucleus.
UGGGCUCCGCAACCAAUGGUUGAGGGUUGCAGUCUGCAAAAUACUACGAUUGUUCUCAGGGAGGGUAUCAUAUACAGUUAACAGUGUAACCUUUUAUAUGACUAAGCGGGGAGCCUAAAAAUGUCGUCUAGUGGCACCAUAAGUAACUAUUAUGUCGAUUCUCUCAUAGGCCAUGAAAGCGAAGAAGUUUACGGGAGUAGAUUCGUCCAGGCAGGUCACAGUGCGCCCUCCAGGCCAUCAGGUGUUGCCGAGAGUUCAGAUUUUUCUUCCUGUAGCUUUGCACCCAAAUCCACCGUGUUCUCCACUUCGUGGUCCACGGUCCAUCCUCAGCCGCCAGCGGCAAUGACAGGGCUCUACCAUCCCUACAUGCACCAGCCCCCCUUAGGGGCAGGCGAGACGGGCCGCUACGUGCGCUCGCAGCAGCAGCAGCUCUCCAACGGGCGCCACUACGGGAUAAAGCCUGAAACGGGAGCAGCAGCUGCCUCGUCUUCCUCCUCCUCCUCUUCCUCCUCCUCCUCCACCUCCAAAAGGGCCGAGUGCUCCUCGUCCCGGGGGUCUCAGGGGAUCAGCGCGCCCGAGUACACGUGCAAUUCCUUCCUGCAGGAGACCCGGGAGAAGACGGCUCCUUGCAGCGCCAAGGAGCCUCCCGCCUGCAGCCACCAGCCCAGCCCGAGCAGCGAUCUGAAGGAAGAGAAGCAGCAGCAACUUGACCCAAAUAAUCCUGCGGCAAACUGGAUCCACGCUCGUUCAACGAGGAAAAAGCGUUGUCCCUAUACAAAGUACCAAACGCUGGAACUGGAAAAGGAAUUCCUCUUUAACAUGUAUCUGACUCGGGACCGCCGUUACGAAGUAGCUAGGAUUUUAAACCUCACAGAGAGACAGGUCAAAAUCUGGUUUCAGAACAGAAGAAUGAAAAUGAAAAAGAUGAACAAGGAGAAAGGAAAUAAAGGAGACUAAGUCCAUGGUGUAGACACGCAUUCUUCUUCCACUUCUUCUGCCCCUCCUCUCCCAGCUCCAGAGGCGUUUUUGCAGAACUUUAAAUCAGGCUGGUCUUUUAGGUAGAAGUGCAAAUAUGGUCUUUGUCAGGGUUGUUUUUUUGGGGAGGGGGAUCUGUCUUGCUCGCCAAUGUGUUUAUAAAAGUUGCUUCAUUUCUUCUUUCCUUUUCCGAAACUGGUUUAUGAUAUUGUGAGUGCACGUUCGCUUUGGCAACUUCAAUGUUAAAUGUCUGACCUGUUUCUUAAAGGGUGAUGUAGUGUAGAUAGUCGCUUUGCCAAAAUAAAGGCAAAGGACGUAAUUAUAAUUAUGAUAAUAAAUAUAUAUAUUGAAGUACACUUGUUUAAAUCAAUAGUAGUAUUGUGUUGUCCAUGACUUAUUAAAAGAAACCAUUAUCAAACCCUCUGCUUUUUUAGUCCUGAAUUUUUUCCUUGGCAAAAGGUGCCGACGCGAGGCAGUAAAAGCAUUUCAUUUUUUUCUUCCUCUUCUUCUUUAGUGCACUAUUAGGAGACUGUGUCAAACUUGAAGCCGUUUUCAAUAGGCCUAACAUUGACUGAUGCCUUGGAUUGUUGGAAGGAAUAUUGGUAAAUGUUGUAUCCGCCGCCACAUGCUUCUAACUAAAGACCUGUUGUA